CACGUCGCAGGUGCGGGGCUGGGCGGCUGUACGAUUCCGAGAGGCCCGAGACAAGGGUCGCGUCAGGCCCGGAAAGCUGGUGUGUUGAUUAGUGAUUCAAGACUGCCGGAAGCGCUUCUUCUCAAUCAGGCGCUGCCACAGGAAGUCGUUAUAACCCAGUUGCAACCUCUAAAGAUGUCCCCAUUGCGACAGUACCUCGACGGCCUUUUUGCUUUCCUCUUCUUAUAACUUCCCAGGAUACUCAUUUCUUCACAACGCUGUAGGUCGUGAAGGAGCAACUUUACCGUCGCUGCCAGAGAAGCCGCUGGGGGCUGGGGAGAGGGAGGCGUGGAGAGGAAUGUAGAGACCGAGGGGGUGAGGUUUCCCUGGAACAGAUUUCGACGCUGCACGCGCUUGAUGAUGGCUGCUGGUCCCUCUCAGUCCGAGCCGCUGGCUUCGCAGGAACUCGAUGGCGACUUCAAGAAGCCAGGCUUGCCCUUGCUCCCGGCGGUGCGGGGCAAAGCCCCGGCCACCAAUCCUUCAAACCCUGAGGAGGUAAAGAAGGAAGGGCCCACGGCGCUGCCGGACUCCGAUUCCGCGGAGCCUGAAGACCCGCCAGCCCCGCUGGACAGCGGAGAGACUAGGGGUCCAGCGGAGGAGCAGCCACGGCCCUCCACAGCGGCUCCUUCCCCUGGCGGCCCGGCCCGGGCUCCUCCUUACCGAGAGCCUCCGUGGGGCGGCCCCGCCACGGCCCCCUACAGCCUAGAAACACUGAAGGGCGGCACCAUCCUUGGCACUCGGAGUUUGAAAGGGAUGAGUUGCUGUCUUUUCGGGAGGCUCGCUAGCUGCGACGUGUGCCUGGAGCAUCCUUCGGUGUCUCGCUACCACGCUGUGCUGCAGCACAGGGUGUCCGGUCCCGAGGCAGAAUGCGACGGCCACGGGCCUGGCUUCUACCUCUACGAUUUGGGAAGCACCCAUGGCACUUUUCUUAACAAAACCCGCAUCCCCCCCCGCACCUAUUGUCGGGUCCACGUCGGGCAUGUUCUUCGCUUUGGAGGCAGCACCCGGCUCUUUGUUUUUCAGGGACCAGAGGAAGACCGAGAGGCAGAAUCUGAGUUGACAGUAACGCAAUUGAAGGAAUUGCGCAAGCAGCAACAAAUGAUGUUGGAAAAGAAGAUGCUGGGAGAAGACUCAGAUGAAGAAGAGGAAACGGAUACAGCUGAAAGAAAGAGAAAUACUAGUAGUCAAGAUGAUGAAAUGGGCUGCACCUGGGGAAUGGGAGAAGAUGCUGUAGAGGAUGAGGCUGAAGAGAACCCCAUUGUCUUAGAGUUUCAGCAGGAAAGAGAGGCCUUUUAUAUAAAGGAUCCAAAAAAGGCUCUCCAAGGUUUUUUUGACCGAGAAGGAGAAGAAUUAGAAUAUGAAUUUGAUGAACAGGGUCAUAGCACUUGGCUUUGCAGGGUGAGAUUACCUGUGGAUGAUUCAACUGGAAAACAGCUAGUGGCUGAGGCUAUUCACUCAGGAAAGAAAAAAGAGGCAAUGAUCCAGUGCUCACUGGAAGCUUGUCGAAUCCUUGAUACUUUGGGAUUGCUGCGUCAGGAGGCAGUAUCUCGGAAAAGGAAAGCCAAGAACUGGGAAGAUGAAGACUUUUAUGAUAGUGAUGAUGACACGUUUCUUGAUCGGACUGGCCUGGUUGAAAAGAAGCGUCUGAACCGAAUGAAGAAGGCUGGGAAGAUUGAUGAGAAGCCAGAGACCUUCGAAUCAUUGGUUGCAAAGUUAAAUGAUGCUGAAAAGGAACUCUCUGAAAUUUCUGAGAGACUGAAAGCCUCCGGCACAGCUCUGUCAGAGUCACCAUCUCAGGACUCUUUAGAUGCGUUCAUGUCAGAAAUGAAAUCAGGGAAUGCAUUAGAUGGUGUGUCCCGGAAGAAACUUCACCUGAGAACUUUUGAACUGAGAAAAGAACAGCAGAGACUUAAAGGGUUGAUAAAAAUUGUAAAGCCAGCAGAGAUCCCAGAACUAAAAAAAACUGAAAGUCAGGCUACAGAUGGGGAAAACAAAGCUAAAAAGCUUACACUGCCUCUCUUUGGUGCCAUGAAAGGAGGAAGCAAAUUCAAAUUAAAAACUGGAACAAUAGGGAAGUUACCCCCCAAGCGUCCAGAACUCCCUCCAACUCUAAUGAGAAUGAAGGAUGAGCCUGAAGUAGAAGAGGAGGAGGAGGAGGAGGAGGAGGAAGAGCAGGAGGAGAAAGAAAAGGAGGAGCAUGAAAAGAAGAAAAUGGAGGCGGGGAGCAGUAGGCUGCAGCAGGAGAUAGAGCCAGAAGGAGCAGUGCAGGAAACAGGUCCUCCCACAGAUUUCACAUGUUCUAAAGAAACAAAAAAUCAUGAAAACAUGUCUCAACUCAGCCAAGUGGAACAGAAUAAAGGUUACCAAGAGAUUAGUGAGACAGCUGCAUCAUGUGAGGAACCCUCAGCAUCAAAGAAUGAAUAUGAGAAAAGAAGAGAUGAAUUGAAGAAAAAGAAAGCUCCUGGUGUAGGCAAACUUCCACUGACACUUUCCUCCAACUAUCCAGAAGAUGAUCCAGAUUACUGUGUGUGGGUCCCACCUGAAGGCCAAAGUGGAGAUGGCAGGACCCAUCUUAAUGAUAAGUAUGGCUAUUGAUUGCUUCCGAAUCCUAAAGGAAGACCUUGUGGACCAUGUGACAUGGGAUAUUUAGGAUAAUAUAUCAAGUUGAAUGUCCAGAGAAGGAGUUCAGAUGAUCAUUUGUAAAAUCUGGUGACUGGCCUUUUCUUCUGUGCUCUUGGCUUCCUAAAUUUAUCUACCCAUCUGAUUCUUUUGAAUUUGCUAUUUAUGUUUAAAAGUGUUUGUGUAUGUAUGUAAAAAGGAACCGUAUAUUUUGAGAAUUAGUAAAGUGAGAGACAUGACUCUGUUAAAUGAGAACUUGAAGAUGUCUCAUGUUUAUUUAAGGCUACAGUGUCUGUCUUAAGCUUUAGGGACUAUGCUUUUACUGAGCAAUAGGGUGCUUCUGGCAAUUAGGCUUUAGGAUUCACUGGUAAUUGCCUCCUCAAAUAAGUGUUGAAAUAUGAGGUCAUGCCAGGGUGUAACCCUGAGUGUCUAUGUCAUUCUUGGAACUAAAAAGAUAUCUACACACUGGGGGCUUCCUACUCCCUCGCACUAUAAUCCUCCUGCCAGGUUUGAGAACAGACCCUGACUUAUGAGGACACAGUUCAGGACCACAGCACACCUCGUGCACUCAGGCACUGAUGCUGAUAAAAACUCAGUUCUUUGAAAAUCCUGGACUCUGACCAGUUAGGUUAGUCACUCCUCCUCUUGUGGAAAGGUGCAGAUAAGGUCACAAAAUUAAAAGCUGGAUGUGUUCUGCCCACUGUAGGGUUUCUCACCUCUGUAGAGAGGGGAAUAAACGUUCCUUCCUCCCUGGAAACAUGAAGAAAUGAAGAAUAUGUCUUAUUCCCACCCCGUCCCCCACUUCCCAUCAUCAGUGCCUCACUUCCACAGGAAAGGAAAGCCUAAGAGUGGAAGCAAGGUGGAAAACCAGUGGAUUAUGCUGGAGGCAGACAUAGUGAGCAGGCAGGAGAAAGGCUGUGGCCCAGCGAGAGGGAGUGGAUGAGGAUGAUGCUUUCCCAAUAUGGAUUAUAUGGGAUGCAUGAGGUGGGCAGGAAGCAGUAACAAGAAACUUCAGUUACCCUAACAGAUGUCUGUUCUACUAAAAAUAAGUCUGAUUUCUCAAAAAACAAUACCAGUAUUGGCAUUAUGAGAAACUAUUAUUUUGGACUUCAUUUAGACCAACAGGGAAGAACUUGUUGAUGAUGUAAGAAGUGACAGGAAUUCGGGAGCAGAGUGUCUGUGCCACCUUGGAUCAAAACCACGGACUGAGGUCUGAGCCAGAUCAGUGGUCUUCAAAGGUGAAACUCCUGAUUCAAACAGAAUUGUAUGUGGAACCCUAAUACUUGAACAGGUAAAAAAUAUGCCUGCUCUGGUUGAAUUGAGUUGGGGAUGGAUGGGGAUUGGAUGUACACACACAUAUCUGCAUGCAUACAAUCCUCUCCUCCUCACUCUACCCUCACAGUGACCUUGAGGAAUCCUAGGGACUACACAGAGCAUCGUCUGCUUUAGGAAGGCAGAUAUCUAAAUGUUGUGGGAGGGGUAGGUAUGGUCCUGUGUCUUGAGAGCAUGAAAGCAAGUAGGACUCCAUUGGCCAAAAUAAAAUAUAAAUAUGUAACUUGUACAAUUAAUAUCAGUGGUCAGUGGACUUGUUUCAAAAGACCUGCACGUGAGUGUUAGCUUCUCUUUACUAAAUAGGAGACUUUGGGGACAUGACCUUUCCCUGAGCCUGAAUUCUGUCAUGUGUGAAGCAGGGACAGUAACGCUUUUUGCUCUUUGGACCUUGGAUUUGUUCUAGGAUAAAAUGAGACCAUGUAGAUGGAUAUGCUUUACAGGGAUUUGUAGAUAUUAGUAGUUGUUAUUCAUUACAAAAAGGAGACAUAUCGUGACAUCUGGGCCGACUUACCUGUGAGAGGAGACUGGAUUAUAUCAGUGAUUCUCCACUGUAGCUGCAUAUUAGAAUUACCUAGGGAAAUUUUUGAAGUGUUUGAUUCUAAUACUAGGAUCCCAUGGCAGAUCAAUUUAAUCAGAAUCUCUGAGUUGAUCCCUUUUAAAAGCACUCCAGGUGAUUUUAAUGUGCGGCCCAUAAUGGAGAACCUCUAGAGCAGUCAGCAAACCAUUUUUAUUAAUGGCCAGGUAUUUGAGGCUUUGCAAGCCAUAUAAUCUGUCGCAACUACUCAGCUCUGCCAUUGGAGUGCAAAUGGCAUAGGCAGUAUACAAAUGAAUGAGUGUGACUGUGUUCCAAUAAAUAUUUACUUAUAAAAACAGGUGGCAGGACUUCCCUGGUGGUCCGGUGGCUAAGACUCCAUGCUCCCAAUGCAGGGCGCCUGGGUUCCAUCCCUGGUCAGGGACCUAGAUCCCACAUGCCGCAACUAAAGAUCCAGCACGCCACAACUAAGACCCAGCACAGUCAAAUAAAUAAAUAAAUAUUUUAAAAACAAAAACAGGUGGCAGGCCAGGUUUGGCCCACUCAGCUCUAGGCAAAUUCAUCUUUGGGGUCUCACCUGACUCAAGAUGUUCAUUACAGUGUCUUUAGGAUAUUUGAAAAGUUUCUAUCCAGAAGGCUAAUUACCCCCUCCUGAACUGUAUGGGUUGCAGUUUUUUGGUUACCAGAAAUCAAAGUGAUCUAGUCUCCUUUUCACAGAAACGAAAGCAAGGUUAUUAGUCAUUACAAAAAAAUAUUGUUACAGCAAGAACGCAACAGGUUAUCUGUAAGUAGGGUGUCCCUGGUCUCUCCUGGCCUCCCCAGGAAUUCUGUAUCAUAUCUGCCUCUGUAUUUAAAGAACAACGGGAAGCCACUGGGAUGUUAGUGAUAGUGAAGUGGUCAGAUUUGGGUCCUUAAAAGAACACUUAAGCUACAGGUUGGAGGAAGGAUGGAAGAGGGCAAGAGGAUGCAGGAAGACCAGUCAGAAGUCUGCUGCAGAGAUCCAGGUGAAAGAUGAUGGCAGCUUGAACUAAGUGGAGAUCGAGAUACAGAGAUAGAAAGGGGUCCCUGCAAUAUUUUAACAAGUAGAAUGGCUGAGACUGAGUGAUGGAUUGUCUGGGAGUGAAGGGGGAAGGAAGCUGGAGGGUAAUUCCUAGAUCACUGGCUUAUAUAUCUGAAUGGCCGAUGAUGUCAUUUGCUGAGAUGAGGGGACACUGGAGGAGGACCAGGUGGAGGUGGAGGAGAUCGUGAAUUCCAUUUGGACAAGUUGAACUUGAUGUCCCUUUAAGACAUCUAAGUAAAGGUGUCCAGAAAGCAGUUGAAUGUAGAGGUCUGGAUCUCAAGAGAGGGCUAGAGAGCAGUUUCAGUCUUCUACCAGGUGAGCCUAAGAUUCAGGUGAUUUUGAAGACCAGGUGGCAGGCAUGAAUUUUGCAGGCAGACCCCAGCCUUGGACAACUGGUCUCCAUAUCUUUGGUAUUGGGAACAGUUUUUCUUGGCUAUAGGUACUUAUUUAUUUGGGGAAAAAGUAAAUAAGUGGUACAGUGAACAUCAUUCUGGAAGGAAAGGUCAGGGGUGUGAGUGGACUUUAAAGCAAAUCUCUUUGUCUGCUUUAGGACAUUUCUAAGGAUUUUGCAUAGUGCCUGGUAUAUGCAAUAAAUGUUUGUUGAGUGCCUGCUAUAAAUAUUUUCCCUGGAAUUGUCCCAAUCUAGCAUAGGAAGUAUGAAGUCCCAUUAUUUCCUUAUAGCCCAUUACAAGCCUUUACCCAUUACUACUUCACUGUAGCUGGAUGGAGUUAACUCUUUGGGAAAUAAUGACACAAUUCCUAUCAAACUUUGAAGUCGUUAGCCACAGCCUGAGGAUCUGUUGCUUUACCAUUGAAAUGCUGCCACCUCCUGGAUAGUGUGUGACAAGUGACCAGCAGCUGUGGACGGCUUCCUGAGAGUGGGAGCCAGAGGGAAGGAAGCCUGCCAGCCCUGUGGCAAUCAAAAGCAGGAAUGCAAACCCCUGGCAUGGCUGAGUUCCCAUACAAGGUUUGGUCCAUCCCUGUUUGGACCAAACCAGGUUUGACAAACUGCUGGGAAAUGACGUAAAACUCUCCUUGACCUUUGUGGAGGGUGGGUCAUGGCAUCAAACUGGUAUCAUGUCUUCUUGUGACAGGCUGCUCUUUGAUCAUGAGAUUCCUCAUUUGAUGUGGGCAUUGAGAACCAUUUUCAAGAUUUCUUCUCAGCAAUCUGAGAGGACUGUGCCCUGCUUUGGUUUUAGAGGUUUGGCACUACGACAGUCCAGGGUGGGACUGAGACCUCUAUUCCACGGGAGACCAGAAGUCUUUCUCCCCCCAAGAGGACCUGGCACUGAUGACAGGUUUGAGGGCUCAGCAUGUGAGGGUACAGUGGUUCCCACUGAAUGUAGCUCCACCUUCUUCAUCCUCCAAAUCAAUCUUUUUGUUUUUUUAAUUUCAAGUCUUCAUAGAAUUUAUUUGUAACACAUUUUAAUGAAGUAUCAAUAAAAUUGAUGAUAUGACUGAACAGAUUUCUAUUUCAUUUGCAAAGUGUGAGAAAUAAGUAGUGUGAGAUUUUUCUAGAUUUAAUAGUAACUCUCUAUCUGAACUUAGUUCACAUUCUUGGUUCUGACCAUACUAAUUGCCAAUUUCAUAUGGAAUUUUAAGUGUAGUAUUUAGAGUCUUCUUUUAUCCUUAAAAGUAAAAGUCUGUUUAUCUCCUAUAGAGGACAACUUUUCUUGCCACCUAACCCAUGAAAGAACAUCUUAUAAAUCAGUGCAUACGUAUCUUAUAUCUCUUGAGGAAGCCUUUCUGCAGGCUUCAUAAGACCUUUGCUGGAAGAGGAUUCUAUAACCAUCGUGUGUAAAUGUUUGUAGUUGAGGGUUGUAUAACAUGAAGCAUAUAACUUAAGUCUCUCGAGGUCUUUGAAGCCAAACACUGUAACUUUGUUUUGCUCAGCCAUUUAAAGUGCAUUCUUUUUUUUUUUUAACCACUUUUUAAAAAUCGAAGUACCCCAAGUCAAUCUCAACAAUUUCUCCGUGUAGAGAUUUUAGGAUUCAUUCCUCUGCAUUGCCCACUGCCCUGACCCAAGCUCGCCUCGCCUCAUGACUCCUCGCAGAUCUCCCUCCCUUUUGUCUCUGCCUCAUCAAGCUGUCCUCCAUGCAUCUGAGUUAUCCUAAAGUACAUCACUGAGCAGAAUCCUUGGCUCUGAAACCUCAAGACGUUCUCCAUUAUCCAAAGGGUGAGGUCCAAAUUCAUUUGAGGCUUUUAAAUCCCAUAUCAUAGGGUUCCUGUACUUUUUGAUCAUCAUAACUCAUCCCCAUCUGCUCUUGUCCCUUUCUGCUACCCACCAAGUAUAACCCAUACUCUAGUAAUAAUAGGUUAUUUGCCCCAAACACAACUUCUGCUUUUACUUCUUCAUGUAUUUUCCAUCACGUCUUGCCGUACAUGGCCUUGAGCCUCGGUUUCCUUGUCUGUUAAAUGGAGAAAGUAAUAGCUACCUCAUAAUACUGUUGUGGAGAUUAAAUAGCUGAGCUAUCUGUAAAACCUUUAGCCAUGCUUGACACCCAAUCAGCUCCCCAAAAUGUAGUUAUUAGCAUUAUUGUGGUCUUCCUUGCUCAUGUCUACUAGGUUAAGGUCCUACUCAUUUUUAAAAGUUCAGCUUGAGUCUCACUAUCUUCAGGAAACCGUGAUCCCACUGGUUGUCACUAAUGUCCCUUUUCCCACCAGCCCUACAGCACUUUAUUUCUACUCCUGUGAUACCCCUUGCUCGGAUGACCUGACAUCGGCUAAUUGUAUGUGUGCUUGGGUCAUUUAUGUUUGUAAACUUUCUGAGUUGGGGAUGGGAACUAUCUUAUUUUGUACCCCGACUGCACCUCAUGGCACCUACCAGUUCACAAAAUACGUGCUCAGUUAACUGUUGCUUUAUAGGUGUGAGGGUUGCAGGGCAAGUUCUAGUCCUGGCCCUUCCUGCGCUUGGGUUUUCCAGGCAGAGAAAGGACCUUAGAGCUGCCUUCAUUUCCAGAACUUGUUCCAGACAAGCUGGACAAUCUAAGCACUAACCAUUUUAGCAGGGUUAAUGCAGGCACAGGCCUGGAUUCCUGAACUAUUUGGGGCAAAAUCGGGCGGAACUACCCCUUCCCGUCAAGGAGCUCCGGAUUACAGCAGCUGGCUUUAAUUUGGGCUUUAAGCCCUGUGCUGGCCCUGGAAAAUCUUGAUCUUGAGGGUUGGCUCUGGUUUCCUCAGGCUGUCACGCACACCCCUUCAAAAGUCAAUGCAACUAUGACAGGGAGUGAUCACAAGAGGGCAGUACAGACCCAUCACUGUACAGCAACUUGCACUUGGAGCUGAAAGCCAGAAGACAAAUGUUUCAAAGCAGAAGAAAGAGUAAGAAGCACAUCCUGAACUCUUUCAGAAUCAGGGUUCUGAAAGACCUCAGGGCAGCAAGCUGGUUCAGGUCACCAAUGUCUUCCCAGAUCCAAGACCUGAAAGCAGCAAAUUAGGGACACUGACAAGGUCCAAACAGUGUUCCCUAAAUCUCUUCCCAGCCUGUUGUUUCUGGUGUUUAGUUUCACCCAGAGAAAGUCAUUCUCCAGUCAUAAUGCACAUAUUCUAUGGAGGAGUUUAGGCAUUGCCUGUUUAUUAUUUACACACUGUAUUACAGAGCAUUUUUUCACACCAACCCCCCACCCCACUGUCUUUAUUGGGGAAUAAUUGACAAAAAUUGUAUAUAAUUAAGGUGUACAACUUGAUAUUUUGAUAUAUCACACUCAUUUCAAAAAUCUGAAUCUCCUAUCUGUCUUAAAAUGUAAAAAGAGGAGAUGUCUUAAAGUGUAAAAAGAGGAGAUGUUAUCACCUCUGUUUAAGGAAACUGAGGCUCAGAAAAUGAAGUGACUUGUUCAAAGGCAUGCCAAGUUCAUGGUGGAACCAUAAUUCCAGAUCCUUUGCUUAUUCCUUCUAGUUUUCAGUUGUUUGUGUUUGUAAGGUUUGUGAGUUUCAAGAGCAAAGACUACAUCUCAUUCCUCUUUCUGUCUCUGAACGGUGCUCCCUUAACCUUUAGGACUAUGAGUGGGUGUGUUGUAUAAGGCUCUCCCCGCUAGGAGCUGGAUUCCAUGAUCUCUUUCUUAUCCCCCCUGAUUCAGUAAUUCUGUGAUUUGGAGGCACAGCGCUAACAACGACAGUGGUGGCCCUGAGUGAUCCUACUGGCUGAGCAUUUCAACAAGGGCAGCCGCUAGGCUGCCAGCCUAUGACAAUCCAUCAUUAGUAAUGCAGGGAGGGCGGAGGACAGUUGGACAGUUUCUGAAAGUGUGCAGUAGUAUCCCAGGCAUUAUGAGAGUUGACUUUAGGGGAGGAGGAUGAAAAUGUUUAAUUUUUAGCAGUUACGCAUAUAAAUACAUUAUUAUUUAUACACAUGCACAUACAUAUUGUUGCAUAGAAUGAGGUCAGUUUUUAAAGUGAGUUUAUUUAAAGAAGAACAUUAAGUAAGUAACAGUAUGGUGGGAUGCAACAAGGUACAAAGCAUGAGACAGGUAUACCAAUGAGUGAAGUUCAAGGAACUGUGGUGAGGUGGGAAGAUGGUUGUAACUCGAGUCACAAAACUCUUUCAUGUCUGGCUCUGUGACCCUUAAGCCAUGUUACCCUGAUUAAGUUGCUGACCUUAAACAAGUCUCAGUUUUCUCAUCUGUAAAGUCAGAAAAGAAUUCUUGUCCUCCUUAACUCAAAUGAGAAUAAAUGAAAGUACACUGAAGCCUGGAAAACUGUGCAGGUGUCCGGUGGUGCCAA
Molecule: messenger RNA, 10298 nt
Organism: Globicephala melas (long-finned pilot whale)
Lineage: Eukaryota; Metazoa; Chordata; Mammalia; Artiodactyla; Delphinidae
Gene: SLC4A1AP
Product: solute carrier family 4 member 1 adaptor protein
Molecular function (GO): mRNA binding; protein binding
Source: RefSeq, a predicted model, not a curated record